GGGCCACUCAUCGAGCACAUGUUAGCGCAGUGCGUCGAGUACAUCGAACGAGCGAGCACUCACGUUUUGGACCUCGUCACAUAAAGUACUAUUUUAUUGAUUCUACAGGUUUGAAGUAAUUGGGGACAGGCUCCCCUUUGCGUUAACUUAGGCUAGAAGAGCAUGAACUACAUCGGCAAGUUCAUAUCCAACUUCAAGGAUUUCUACAAUGAGAUCAACGCUGCUACUUUAACAGGCGCCAUCGAUGUAGUGGUGGUGCGGCAAGAAGAUGGCACCUUCCUCAGCUCCCCGUUCCACGUCCGCUUCGGCAAAAUGGGCGUACUUAGGAGCCGGGAAAAAGUGGUUGAUAUUGAGAUUAAUGGAGAACCGGUAGAUAUACAUAUGAAGUUGGGGGAGACCGGGGAAGCAUUUUUUGUGGAAGAAUUAGAAGAUGGGGUGGAGAUCAGCCCACUGCUUGGAACCUCCCCUCUACCACCCUCAGUUUUUCAAGAAAAACUCGAAUUAGCCAAGGCUGAAGAAGAAGAAUCAAAAUUGCAAGAUUCUGGGGUGGAUGAAUCUAUUUCCUCUUCUUGUAUGUUACCAAAGAGCAAUGAUACUUCAAAUGAAACAAUUGUUCCUGGAAAUCAAGAUUUGUCAGAAUCUACCUUGCUGUCAGAUACACUUGAGAGUGAAGAAGUUACCACUCCCCUGUCAGUUGAUGAUAAACCUAAGAUUGGAAACAGUGAAAUAGGAGUAAUUCAGAGAGUGAGAAAGCAGAACAGGGGGGAACAAAGGGACUGCCAAACUCAAACUGAGAGUCCUACCAUACUUGGUCCCGUGCUUAGGAAGGGCGAUGGCUUGACAAAAGGAUCUUCUACAAGGUCACUAAAUACAGAGAUAUCAAGUUUCAAGCGCAAUGCAUUAGUAGAGGGUCAAGGAAGUAAAACAGAUGGUGAAGAAACUGUCAAGGUGAGCAAGAGUAAUCGUCGUAAACGUAAGAAGCGCUGCAAUGGCAAGAAACAGCGACCAAAGAGUUCAGGGAGCCAGUCGAGUGAUACUUCAACUACAAGUGAAGUAGCGGAUCUUACAGCCGUCUUGCCUCGAGGGACUGUACCUCGAGUUACAAACCAGGAGGGCAUUUUUGUAAUGGAUGAUAUAGAGUCAACUGAUAAGUCUGGUCCAAGCUCGUCUUCUCCCACCACUAACAUGGCGCAGUCCACUUCAUUGCCGUUGCUGCGUGAAAAAUCCCAGGAUGAAGUAGUAGUCGAGUGGAGCGGGUCUCUCUCGCGAUCAAUGGGUCCAGAUUUCCAUCCCUUCAGUGACACGGACCUUAGUCCUCCCCCAAGCCCUUCCAACUCAAGACCACCAACUCCAAUCAAAUCUGACACAGAGUAUGAGGUAGAAAGACAACGAGAAGAUUUUGCUGAUUGUUCAUCUCAGACAGAUGAAAAUAAGUGGUGCUGGAUGUGGGGAGAAUUGCCAACACCACCUCCUAAGACGCCAACACGGAUAACCAACUCUAAGUCGGAUUCUUCUGCUGGAAAGGUAGAAAAUGAUAAAAUGGGCAAGACCAUUAAAGAUGAAGAUGAUGAGCGAUCUGUGUUGAGCAGUAUGUUUAGCUUCAUGCGGGCCACUAAGAAGGCACGGCACAACCCAGAGAGUGAGGGCAUUUACCUUGAUGAUCUCAACUUGGAAGAACUUGACCCUGAGGUGGCUGCCUUGUAUUUUCCUCGUAACUUCAAAGUUCCAGAGAAGCGGGGCUACAACAGCUACUCCACUGGUGCUCCCAAGGAUGAGGAUGCAGAGUCUGGUAAUGGGCCUUCAUUACCCCAGUCACCUCAUAGUGUGGAAGGAGCCAUUGGUGGCCCCAAGAUAUGCAGUGACUCAGACUUUGAAGACUCAAGGCAUCCCAUUUUUGAUUAUAAGGGCUACCAUGAUAUCGCCUUCUCACUGUGUGGACGUCUUCAUGAGUAUGAGGGGAACUUUCCUGAGAGCCUCUUUCUACAGAGUCUUGUAACCUAUGAUGAUUUUUGUGAGAAUCCACAAAUUCUAGACAAUCCUGACCUAGUAGUGAGGUUUGGUGGAAAGUACCUCAACUGGAAUGCGGCUUCUCCUCAGAUCCUCUCCCUGGUCCUGUUCCAGCGAUCAGUCCCACAGAAAUUAGCAGAUGAACUUGGCAAGGAACACAUGCCCAAGAAGGAAACCAGAAAACGUUCAGAAUCAAAGGGUUACUCUUGGUUUUCAUCUUGGAGGCGUAAUAACCAGACUGAAGACUUAGAAAACAACAAGGAUGCCAAGAACGAUUCUGAGAAAAACGUAACCUCUGACGGUACUAUGGAGACUACCCAACUAUGUAUCCAGAAUCUUCUUCUCCCAAGAUUUUGCAAUCUUGAGCUCCACCAAGGAACUCCAACCUCAGGAUCAGAAGGAAUCACCAAUAUCUCUGAUUCCAACGUUAUUGAAGUGACUGCAGCCGAGACACAAACCAGUUUACCCGGAACUCCUAGGAAGAAGGGAGUUCACAGUCACAAACCAGGAACAGAUUCGUCAGAGUCCGAGGACCUAGAAGAUGGAAAGGAGAGAAAAUUCCACGGAGAACGUUUCAAGAAGAGUUUAAGGCUGUCCUCUGACCAGAUUACCCAACUAAACCUUCGGGAGGGUAGCAACGAGGCACUCUUCUCGGUAACAACAGCUUACCAAGGAACCACUCGCUGCAAGUGUCACAUCUUCUUGUGGAAUUUCAAGGAUAAGAUUGUUGUGUCAGAUAUUGAUGGCACCAUCACCAAGUCAGAUGUGUUGGGUCAUCUUUUACCAAUCCUGGGUAAAGAUUGGGCCCAAAGUGGUGUUGCUCAACUCUUCACAAAGAUUAAGAACAAUGGUUAUCACUUCCUCUACCUCUCAGCCAGGGCUAUAGGUCAAGCACGCAUUACCCGUGAUUAUCUACGAUCCAUCAAACAGGGUGAUCUCUCAUUACCUGACGGUCCUCUUCUUUUGAACCCAACCUCAUUAGUUCAAGCCUUCCACCGUGAAGUCAUUGAGAAGAAGCCAGAAGAAUUUAAGAAAUCAUGUUUGAGAGAUAUUCAGGCUCUUUAUCCCUCAGAUAAAAAUCCAUUUUAUUCUGGAUAUGGAAACAAAAUCAACGAUGUUUGGGCAUAUCGAGCUGUAGGGAUUCCAAUUUCUCGAAUCUUCACGAUUAAUCAUCGAGGUGAACUGAAGCACGAGCUCACACAGACAUUCCAGUCCUCCUCCAAGCCCCUGAAAUUUCCACGAUCAAGUGCAUCACCUUGUCCCUUAUACUCCAACCUAAGUGACAUUUCCAACCACAUGUUCCCCCCAGUGGCUCACCAGGAGACUCUGGGAGAGUACUCCUCUCUCCAGUAUUGGCGGCCCCGUAUGCCAGAUGUAUCUGAUGAAAUAGAAGCUGUCCUUGCCCAAGAAAGAGGAAAAUAACUUCCUUCAAGCUGUAGCUGAAUAUUUUUAAAUAAUUGUUGACAAAACAGGUUACGGGCCUUAGAAGACGGAGUUGCUUGCUUCAAACAUUCCAAAGAAAUGGAGCCUGUUUAUCCCUGAAGAAAAAAUUCAUCUUAAGAGAAGACAAUGGACUUGGUUGUAUUUGCUGAUUACUCAACAAUAGCUAGAAUUGAUUCUUUUUUAUAAUGUACACUAAAACAUUUGUUUUAAUGAAUGUAGUACAGUAUGCAUUAUCAUUUCUCAAAAAAUUAAGAUUUGUGCAGGAGGAAUUACAAUUGACAUCAGUGCAUUUUACAAAGUAAAUGAAUGUUAUUGUAAUUAAAUUUGAUUCAAAUAAUGGCACUUUCCUAUUUCAUGGAGCUACUCACCUCAGGGACUGAUGUUAAGUUAAUGUGACCUGAAAUGUGUUUUGAAUAAUAGUCAUUAUUCUAUUAAGGUACAGUACUGUAAUCUGAGAAGAAAUGUGAGUAUGAGCCAGAUUGAACAUUGUUUAGCCAGAAUGGUAAAUGAUGGGUAUAGUAAAUGGUAGGAAUUUUAAGAAAAACCCAUUCAAACUUGUUUGACUGCCAUUCUUUACACAUUUUUUUUUAAGGAAUUGUGAAAUCAGUGUGACUCAAAUAAGCAGAUGAAGUGCUGAAUAUACAAGGCAUAAAGCCUUCAUCUAGGUAAAACUUAAGUAUUACUGAAAGGAGAUCCAUCUCAUCAUUUGGCCCAUUGUGUUAAUCGCUUGUGAUGGCAUGGGUAAUGAAUAAUAUGACUUCUCCAUAAAAAAACAAAUAGCAGCAUUAACACACAGGCUGUCAGAAAUAGUAAGAUUGAAGUAAAAGGAAAUUGUCAGCCCACAGUUUGGAUAAGACAUCAAUUGUCUAACUUUGAAGUACAGUACUUGUACAGUACUGUAUGUAUUUCACUUUUUCAAGUUGUGGCAGCACAAUAUUCCUCUCAAUAAACUACCUUACUGUUCAAAUAAAUAACAAUUAUUUGUUAUUCAGAUUGGAAAUAAGAAGUGAUUUGCUGUUAGCUGAAAAAAGGAGCAAUCAUUUGUAUGGUAAGGUAUAUCAUUUCCAUUCAAAAUGAGUUUCAUCUUGGGUACAGUCCUAGAAAUCAGUAUUUGUUAAGUUAUUUUCAAUAAAUUAAGGUUAAGUUUAGAAUUCUGCAUAUCAUUUCAGUGUAUGUAGUUCAGGGAAUUAUCAUUAUAUAUUUAUUUUUUGUACAGUUAUAUGUUAUGUCAUCUGUAUCAAUAAUACAUUUCAUUUCACCCAUAGUUUGAAGUUUUAAGUUUCAAACAUUCAUGGCCUCUAUCUGUGAUGUUCUUUUUCAUUUAUGUGUAACAAUUUACCUGUGUAUUGUUUGGUUUUAAUAUCUUAAAUUUAUGAACUUCCUUAUAGCAACCUAACUCCAUUCCCAUCUAUAUGGAGUGCUGCAGGUUCUUUUACAUUCAUUCAAUUUAAAGAAAACCAUAUUUAAGAAUAUGUUUGUUAUUGCUAAGAGCCCAUUCGUAAGAAUUUGACAUUGAUUAUACUGUAUAAACAUCAUCUGUGAUUUAUAUGCAGUCAGAGACGUCUAAGUCGUUCCUGGAAAGUUGUAGUUGGUCGUGUGUGAUAGGAUCCUUGUAGUGCAGUCAACUGUGGUCUGUUGAACACACCCACCAAGGUGCUGUAGCUAACUUGACCUGUUACUUGGCACUAAGUCCUGUUGGUGAAUGUUUAUGAGGCCAGUCACCAUUUCUUACAAGUUAAAGAUUUUUGUCAUUAUCUCUGUUUACAUGGAUGUUUCAACAAGAGUUUGGUGGCAUUUCUUUGAAACCAGUGUUUUUCAAUACUGAAGAUGUAUUCUGAAUAAUUGGUCUUCUUAAAACUACCUUGUUCAAUGAUAUGGAAUUUAUGGCACUAAUUUAGAAGUGUUGAAUGAAUCCAUUAAUAUAUAGAUGUGUUCUGUGUGAGUUGUCUUUUGGCAGUUAAGAAGUUAAGGACCCUCAUUAAAAGUGUAACAUUACAAAAGGAUUUAUUGGGUUACAUUCAGUUAUUCUGUUUUCCUGUAGAAUUUAAAUACCGGUAUUAGUACAUUUUUAAUAAUUCUAAAAAUGUUUAAUGUGAUGAAUAUUGAAUAACAUUGAACUUUUUGGCAAGAUGAAGGAAGAAAAUGGAAGUUCUGUAAUGAGAUGCAUAUUUAGCUUAAGCCAUAAUAAUAGAUUUGUUGAUUCCUCAAAAGAGUAACUUUUAUGCCAGCAAAUAUAUUUAAAGAACUAAACUUUGCCAGAAAUAGUCUCCAUGUUAUGUGAUAAUUUAUAGUGAGCUUAUUAUUAUUAUUAUUUUUUUUAAUUUCAUAUUGACCAACAACUUCUGCAUUAAACUGUAUUGAAAAUUUCAUGUUCUUUAAGGGGUAUGAAAUAUGUGAUUUAUAACGUAAAAUAGAGCAAUGUGUGCUAUUACCUGAACCAUAGACCAACGUAACCAGUGAUAUCUUGGAUUCUUUUCAAUGUGGAAUUUUUUGUUGCAUAUGUUUUUGUGUGCGUCUUUUGUACAAAACUUUUUGCUUGUAUCAGGCAUUUUUAGGUUAAUUUUUGCUAGGUAAUAUUUAAUUUCUUGAGUUGAUGAAUCGUUCUCUCGAUUUCAACUGUGGAAGCACAGAAAAUGUAUAUUUUUUCCUGUAUUAGCAAUACCUUUUAUGUGGUUCUUGGAAAUAACAGAACCAUGUAGGCUAAUUGCCAUUUUCCAAAACAAUUGUAAAACAAGAGGAACAUUGUUACAUUUCAUGUUAGUUUUCAUAUAUGUGUAUGUUAUGAAUGGCAUUUAUACUCAUGAAGCUGUACAGUGUAACUAAUGUCUUGUCCCUCCACUUUGUUUAAUACUGUACCAGAAUAAUUAGACCACCUUUUUGUUUCCAGUCUUAGUCUCAUAAAUUAUGUUAGGAAGCUAAUACUCAAAGGGUUGAAAGAUCAUAUGUGUCAUUAGUGAGUUUUUCGUCUUUUCAUAUUUCGAUAUAUCCUUGUUUGAUGAUGUGCAUAGACUGGUCAUCCCACUCAUGUGUUCUGUGUAGCAUUCCUUUUACCACACUACCAAAAGUUUAGAAGUAUUAUGCUUUACUUGUGCUUAGUGAUGAUGAAAGUCAUGUAAGUAGGUUUGCAGGCUUGAGCUGUCUCAUAACAUCAAAAGAUAGACAUUUGGGUGUUGCAAAGGAUUUAAGAUACUUGUAUAUUGGCACUCGUAAAUGCAAAAGAAAAUGAAGAACUAGAUGAGUAAACAGCUUUUAAUUUAUUUGUGAGAUAAUAAGUCAUCUUUGAUUUAGAUGCUCUUGAGCAAUGUAAGGUUUUCUUGUGACUUACUGUUCAACAUAGUCAUAGCAUCUUCAAUAAAACUGCUGUUAUUAUAAUUAUAUUUUUGUUGAAAUUAGUGACUCGUGCCAUUGUGUAUUUGUAUUAAAUUUGUAAGUGGCAUUUGAGAAGUGAACACGCACCUCUGUAGAGCGAGAUCCUCAUAUUACUAUUGGUAGUCAUACCUUUGGCUCCAUUCACUGCAUUUUCCUCUACACUACUUAGCAUUGCUAUUACUUGCAUUUCAGUACUUUAAAUCCUCAAAUGUUCACGCUUCUUUAAAAAAGUUCAUGUAGUGACUGCCUUGAAGAUUUAGCCCUAGGGCCUUUAUUCUUCGUGCUUGUUUUAUUUGCCAUCUUGUGAUAAUGCGCUCACUGGAAUAAAUUAUAAAAGUUGAAAA
Homarus americanus (American lobster) is the source of this 7163-nucleotide messenger RNA. It is a transcript of the gene Lpin, whose product is annotated as phosphatidate phosphatase LPIN3-like. Lineage: Eukaryota; Metazoa; Arthropoda; Malacostraca; Decapoda; Nephropidae. Gene Ontology annotation, biological process: positive regulation of transcription by RNA polymerase II; triglyceride biosynthetic process; fatty acid catabolic process. Gene Ontology annotation, molecular function: phosphatidate phosphatase activity; transcription coactivator activity. The transcript is spliced from 19 exons. Bases 163 to 3429 code for a protein of 1088 amino acids. The record is from RefSeq and is a predicted model, not a curated record. Gene Ontology annotation, cellular component: nucleus.